AUGUGUACAUAUUACUUUCACGAUAAUGAUUUAAACUGUGUUCACACUCUCCAGAGCAUUGGUGGCUGUGAUUGGGACAAUGAGACUGGACACAUUAAUGGAUUUCUUCAGCUUGGCUAUGAUGGAGAAGACUUCAUGUCUUUUAAUCCGCAGACAGAGACAUGGAUCGUUCAAAAACAACAGGCUGUCACCAUCAUACAGGAGAUCAACGUUGACAAAGCUAUGACAAAGUACUUACUCACCCAGGAGUGCCCUGACUUUCUGAAGAAGAGUGUGAACUACGGCAGGAACUCUCUGAUGAGAACAGAUUUUCCCUCAGUGUCUCUCCUCCAGAAGACUCCCUCCUCUCCAGUCAGCUGCUUCGCUACAGGUUUCUACCCUGACAGAGUCAUGAUGUUCUGGAGGAAAGAUGGAGAGGAGCUUCAUGAGAACGUGGAACCUGGAGAGAUCCUCCCCAACCAUGAUGGAUCCUUCCAGAUGAAUGUUGACCUGAACCUUUCAUCAGUCACACCUGAAGACUGGAGGAGGUACGAAUGUGUGUUUCAUCUCUCUGGUGUGAAGGACGACAUCAUCACCAAACUGGAUAAAGCUGUGAUCAGAACCAACUGGGGUAAGACUGGAAUCAGAAGUAAUGGCGGUAGGAAAUAA
Messenger RNA from Scomber scombrus (Atlantic mackerel), 648 nucleotides. RefSeq names its product major histocompatibility complex class I-related gene protein-like. The transcript is spliced from 3 exons. The record is from RefSeq and is a predicted model, not a curated record. NCBI's taxonomy places the organism in Eukaryota, Metazoa, Chordata, Actinopteri, Scombriformes, Scombridae. Bases 1 to 648 code for a protein of 215 amino acids. Gene Ontology annotation, biological process: immune response. Gene Ontology annotation, cellular component: external side of plasma membrane.